AUGGAGAUAAAGCCUGAAAAUUCAAGGUUUAGGAUCAAAUACAGCAGGAGACCUCUAAAUGAAUCAAAGUUUAGAAAAGGGAGACUAGUGGAAGUCAAAAGGGAUGAUGAAAGUUGUAAGGGGGCCUGGUUUGUUGCUACUAUUGUUGACAUAAUAGGAAAAGACAGAUUUCAAGUAGAAUAUAGGGACUUGAAAACCAAUGGUGGAACCCAGAUCUUGAAAGAAGAAAUUGAUGAACGGUUUGUUAGGCCCUGCCCUCUUGAGGUUCCAUUUUCUGGUUCUUUCAAACAGUUCCAAGAAGUUGAUGCAUGGUAUAAUGAUGGGUGGUGGGAAGCCGUGGUUCUUGAAGCACUAAAUGAUGCAAAAUGUUUGAUUUCUUUCAUUCACAGUGGUGUCUUGAAAAUUGAAAAUUCUAGACUAAGGCCUCAUCACGACUGGAUCGAUGGAAAAUGGGUCGUUAUGCCUUCCAAGAAAUCAAGUGAACUAUUAAAGGAGUUUGGAGAUCCGAUGUCUAAAACCAAGAAUCUCACUGAAAUUAAUUUAGUCUUAAAACGCCAAAAGCCUAAUGAGAGUUCAAAGAAUCCGAGAGAUGUAACAGCUAGGACCACGAACACCCAAAGCAAAUGUGUGGUACAUUUCUCUAAAGGUGCAAAGAUAGAAGUCAGAAGUGAUGAAGAAGGCUACCAAGGUGCCUGGUACACGGCCAUUGUUGUUGACUCUUUGCAGAAUGGUAAGUACUUGGUGGAGUAUUUGACCCUGAGAACUGAUGACUUAACUGAACAACUGAAAGAAGUAGCAAAUGCUACAGAUAUCAGGCCAUAUCCACCAGAUUUCAAACAUGUUCACCACUUUGCACUGCGUGAAAUGGUUGAUGCUUGGUAUAAUGAUGGAUGGUGGGUAGGUCAAGUAUCUAGUAUUCUUCUUAGUUCCAAGUAUAAGGUUUACUUUUGGUCUACAAAGGAGGAGCUGGAAUUUGAGCAUUGUAAUCUGAGGCCUCAUCAAGAAUGGAUAAAUGGAAAAUGGGUGAUUGCUUCUUUGGUAUGA
Molecule: messenger RNA, 1044 nt
Organism: Sphenostylis stenocarpa
Lineage: Eukaryota; Viridiplantae; Streptophyta; Magnoliopsida; Fabales; Fabaceae
Source: the annotation of a GenBank genome assembly